AUCCAGACCAGGACUACCAACACCCGGUACUGAACCUCAUCUCGUUGAGGCCAACGCACACCUGCUUGGCCUAGAUCUCUUUGAGAUCUCAAAUCACUCAUGCCCAGCAUGCAACUCGACUCGGUACGAAGCUUGCUCCGUAAUUUCGGCUUGGAAGCCGACCUUCGCACUCAGUGCAUCAUUCUGGCCGGCAUCCUCACCGCUGUGCUACCACUGGAGAUUCAUCAUUUGGUGGCCAUGGUGUUGGGUGCUGCGGGCUACAUGUUUCUUCAAAAGCUGGAACCCACGGUUCGCCGUCGCGAGCCGCAGGUGAAGCGCCGAAGUUCCUCCGACAUGGAGAAGAAGUUUCAAGAGAAGCGCGAGGUGCGCGUGAUGAAGGAGGUGAAAAAGCCCAGCGUCGUGCCUGUUCAGGCGCCCAAGUUUCAAGCCACGGGCUUUGAUGCGGAGGUCAAGGAACUGCUACAGAAUCUCCAGUUGACCAACACAGUGCGAGCACAAGUGGAUUCCAUCACUCAGAGGGUGAAGGAUCUGCUGUUGCCUAUCUUUCAAGGCUCCACGACACUGGAGGGCUAUGCUCUGGCGAACCCUCUGACGGGCACGGCCUUUGGUGUGGCAGUGCCGGAUGUGGAGAUUGUCGUCACGUCCGGGUCCAAUGCGCAGGUUGUUGGCCCCGAGGCUGCGAAAUAUCAGAAGUCUCUGAUUCGCACCUGCACUGACCGCCUUGUGACGGGCGGCUUCAAGUUCCGCCGCUCCGCUUUCCGUGGAAACGAACCCAAGGUGACCCUGAUCUCUCCACCAUCACCUGAUGGCCAGGCGGGCAUCCCUUUCAACCUCUCCGUGAAUGCCAUGACUCCAUCGCGCGCUCAACGCAUUUUCGAGGCCUGCCAACGUUGCCCCUGCGCUGCAGAGCUCCUGCUGUUGGAACGGCGCUGGGCCAAGGAUCGCGGGAUCAGCCAUGCAGCCAAGGGACACUUGUCGCCGUAUUGCUGGAUGCUCUUGGGUAUCUACUACCUUCAGGAAGUCGGAAUCCUUGAGCCUGGACUGGGCUUCCUGAACUCCACUCCGAAGACAAAGAGCACCAUGUCCAGCGCAGAGCUGUUCAAAAGUUUCAUGCGCUUCUACGCCAACUUCUCCUGGACCGAAGUGGUCUCCGUGCGUGGUCACCGUUCUAAGGCCCUGCCGAUGCGCAUGGUGGAUGGUGUGGCUGCACCUGUGAUUGAGGACCCCUUCGAGCUUGGCGUGGACUUGGCAAACGGCAUGCACAGCCAGAGCCUGCAGCGUUUGCGCGACGAGCUCCGUCGAUCCUGCGAGCUCUGCGCCCGGGGCGCCUCCCUGGCGGAGUUGUUGGAGCCGUGGGUUCCUCCUGAAGAGUGAGCUGCAGCGCUCAUGCAGGAGCUUCCGACGGAAAAUGCCUCGGGGCGCCGCGCCAGACCCGGACAUCUUGGAACUGGAACUGUACUUGAACUACCUUGCUGGAA
Cladocopium goreaui is the source of this 1478-nucleotide messenger RNA. Lineage: Eukaryota; Dinophyceae; Suessiales; Symbiodiniaceae. The record is from the annotation of a GenBank genome assembly.